AGCCCGACUCGUCCUCGGUGGCAACGUACGCCGCCCAGACCUUGACGCCACCUCCAGUGAAGCCACAGCCCUCCACUCACUCUCGGUCCGACCCACGCCUCAGAAAGAAUGGCGACCAAGGUAGUGGACCUUCGCUCGGACACGGUGACCAAGCCCUCGGAGGCCAUGCGCGCCGCCAUGGCCGCGGCGGACGUGGAGGACGACAUCCUGGGCUCGGACCCGACCGCGCGCCGCUUCGAGGCGGAGAUGGCCCGGAUCAUGGGCAAGGAGGCCGCGCUGUUCGUGCCGUCCGGCACCAUGGCCAACCUCAUAUCCGUCCUCGUGCACUGCGACACCAGGGGCAGCGAGGCCAUCCUCGGCGACAACUCCCACAUCCACGUCUACGAGCACGGCGGCAUCUCCACCCUCGGCGGCGUCCACCCCAGGAUCGUCGCCAACAACGCCGACGGCACCAUGGACAUCGAUAAGAUCGUUGCCGCCAUCAGGAGUCGGGAUGGGUCGCUGUAUUAUCCCACCACCCGGCUCAUAUGCUUGGAGAACACACAGGGAAAUUGCGGAGGAAAGUGUCUGUCUGUAGAAUACACCGAUAAGGUUGGUGAAGUUGCUAAAACCCAUGGCCUGAAGCUUCAUAUCGACGGAGCUCGUAUUUUCAAUGCCUCCGCAGCACUUGGGGUUCCUGUUGAUAGACUUGUGAGAGCUGCUGAUUCGGUUUCGGUAGGCCUAGCGAAAGGGGUAGGUGCUCCUGUUGGAUCAGUUAUUGUUGGUUCCAAGGCCUUCAUACACAAGGCUACAAUUCUUAGGAAGACACUAGGUGGUGGAAUAAGGCAGGUAGGAAUACUUUGUGCUGCUGCUGAAGUUGCAGUGCGCGACACUGUAGGCAAGCUUGCGGAUGAUCAUAGGAAGGCUAAAGUCUUAGCAGAUGGACUGAAGAAAAUUGAACAGUUUACAGUUGAUUUAGCUUCAGUGGAGACCAAUUUGGUCUUCUUUGAUAUGGCGGAUGCACGCAUAUCACCUGCCAAACUGUGUCAAGUCCUCGAACAGCGCAAUGUGCUUGCAACGCCAAUAGGCUCCAAGAGUGUCAGACUUGCGGUACACUACCAAAUUUCAGAUGCUGACGUCCAGUAUACUUUGGCAUGUAUCGAGGAAGCCGUGGAGGAAAUACUGACAGUCUGACAGGCGAUGCAUCUGACGAACGGCGCUACCACGAAUUCAUAAGGGCGCUAGUAUCCAGCUUGUUUGUGAUCGCGGCCAGCUUUGGUAGUAGUAACAACUUCCAAGAAUAAUCUAUUGCCUUCUUAUGCAUGCGAUGUGCGUGUGAUUAUGUUCUUCUUCAGCUCGGAGCUUGCAACUAGGUAUAGUAUACUGAAAAUAAUUGCUUGCACCAUUCAUUAUGCCCUUUAUCGUCUCCACCAGUAUUGUUUAUUUUCGAAGUGGAGGCAAAAGCUUUGUGUUGAGUAUACGAUUAUUAGGAAGUAUAGGCAAGACUAGGAUUUAGUCCUGCCUUGUCUUGUACUCCAUAUUGGUCAUUGUACUCCUAUAUACUUAUAUGCCUACGAGGCUCAAGCAAUACAAUCAACAA
Triticum aestivum (bread wheat) is the source of this 1579-nucleotide messenger RNA. RefSeq names its product probable low-specificity L-threonine aldolase 2. Gene Ontology annotation, cellular component: cytosol. Gene Ontology annotation, biological process: L-threonine catabolic process; glycine biosynthetic process. The transcript is spliced from 9 exons. The coding region runs from base 109 to 1173 and encodes 354 amino acids. Lineage: Eukaryota; Viridiplantae; Streptophyta; Magnoliopsida; Poales; Poaceae. Gene Ontology annotation, molecular function: L-allo-threonine aldolase activity. The record is from RefSeq and is a predicted model, not a curated record.